Acaromyces ingoldii is the source of this 751-nucleotide messenger RNA. RefSeq lists its product as hypothetical. The record is from RefSeq and is a predicted model, not a curated record. Bases 37 to 408 code for a protein of 123 amino acids. The transcript has 2 exons. Lineage: Eukaryota; Fungi; Basidiomycota; Exobasidiomycetes; Exobasidiales; Cryptobasidiaceae.
UCUCCGGACUCUUUCAUCGCACAACAUUGGUUCACCAUGUCUAGCAACCGCGGAUUCGAUACGGGUGAGGGCACCUACGACCGCGAGGCAGAGGCGCGCGGCGAGGGCCUCGACGUCAACGAGGGCCCCACGGGCUACCACGGCCUGAGCACCGGCGGUGGCAGCUACGACGACGAAGAGGGCAAAAAGGGUCACGGCGAGGGCUUCUCCACCGGCGAGGGCGAGGCCGAUCGGCCAGGCGAGGACCUCAAUGCGGGUCAGGACGGCCACAAAAAGGGCGGUGGCGUCUCGCUCAAUGCCGGCGGCGAUGACGACGAUGAUCCAAAUGCAAACGGCACCUACGACGUCGGCGCCCAUCUCAGCAACUUUGCCCACAAGAUCGGAGACAAGAUCCAUCACAAACAGUAGACGUCCCCUUCCUCCCCGCGUAGCCUUUUUUCCCUCCCUUGCCCAGUUUAUGCUACAUGUCCGUUCUCGCUGUUUCUGUAAACCCCCAUACCUCUUUGCUUCUUCUCGCCCGCCCAAGCAGUAACGUUGCCACUUUGUAAAUUGAGAAAGUGGAAGCCCCCGUCACACUCGGCCCAUGAUGUGCCCACACCCCAGUAGGAUGGUCAACAGUGUCAUGAUGUCCGCAAGCGGGAAUGUGGAGUCAAGCUUACUGAUUCCAGCGGGCAUAGUCGAGGCUUAGUCGAGGCUUCUGCCAAGCGGAAGUCAGGCUACACACUUAUGAUGACCCAUUCACACAGAAUGG